Molecule: messenger RNA, 628 nt
Organism: Ectocarpus sp. CCAP 1310/34
Lineage: Eukaryota; Phaeophyceae; Ectocarpales; Ectocarpaceae
Source: the annotation of a GenBank genome assembly
GACAUGCCCUUGGAUAGUUCGACCGAGGUGGUGCGGGUCGAAGGUAAGCACGGGAGGCCCACGAAGGACGGACGCUUCGUGUUCCGUGUUUCGGCAGGAACUCCUAGAGGCCUGACGAACAAACGGUGGGAGCUCGAUGCGGGAAGCUCCGCAGAUUUGGACAAGUGGAUGUCGGUCCUGGAGCGGGUCACAACGCGCGAUUCCGAGAAGGACGCAGUUUUUUUCGGGGAAAGACAUCCGCGGGCGGGUGACUUGGGAACUCGUUCAAGUUCUCCAUGGACUUCGGGCCGUUCACGCUCGCCCCCACGCCCGCCGUCCGCGGCGACAGCAUUUCUGUCGAUGACUACCCGCUCAUUCCGGGUCAAUUCUUGUCGACGGCGCCGGUCGUCGAUUCCGCUAACCUGGAGUAGACGAUUGUCGGGGACCUGAUUCUUCGGCAGGGCGACAUUCCGGCCUACCCUACGGACGACACACCGCUGUGGGCCCACCGUGUUAAGGGGUCGGUCGGGGGCACGGCCAAGGGGGGGCUAGGGUGUGCGUUGGAGGCAUGGUGGGAGAGAGCCACGAACGGUGGCCAAGACAUGGGUGUCCCUGUCCACCUGGCCGUGAACGGCAGGUGGAGGGUCGG